This is a messenger RNA of Ixodes scapularis (black-legged tick), 1887 nucleotides long. RefSeq names its product palmitoyltransferase ZDHHC11. Gene Ontology annotation, biological process: protein targeting to membrane; peptidyl-L-cysteine S-palmitoylation. The record is from RefSeq and is a predicted model, not a curated record. Gene Ontology annotation, molecular function: protein-cysteine S-palmitoyltransferase activity. NCBI's taxonomy places the organism in Eukaryota, Metazoa, Arthropoda, Arachnida, Ixodida, Ixodidae. Bases 264 to 1547 code for a protein of 427 amino acids. Gene Ontology annotation, cellular component: endoplasmic reticulum; Golgi apparatus. The transcript is spliced from 12 exons.
CUACCGAAUGCAGUGGGGCAGGAAUGGUGGGAAAGUAGGAAAGCGAGAGUGAUGCGGGGAUGUUCGGAUGGUGUGAAGGUAGCGUUGCUUUGUAGGGUCUUAGGUUAGGCUCCGAUAUUCCUUGGCCUUCGUUUCAUUCCAAACAUGUUGUUUACAAAGGCUUAGCUUAAAUACUUCCGUAAACUUUUACGUGUAGAGGGGGGAGUCAACGUGUCUGUUCAAAGCUCCGGCCGGUGCACAAUGCCAUAAGUGUAUAGGCUACAAUGAGGAGCGAAAUCCUGCAAAUGUCUCAUUGCUCUCAUCUUUUGCGACUAUGCCAGGCAGUUAUUGACUGUGGCUCGAAGACUAGGAAAGGUGGCGAGUGGAGCCGUCACAAUGGUUGGAGUUUGCCCCUGCAUCCACUACAGCUUGUGGCCUGGUUUUUCAUCUCCUACUUCUUGGUGAUGUACUUUGCUGUGUUGGUCCCCAGCUGUCCCAACGGUGCAUGGCAAAUUGGCCUCUCUGUUGUGAAUGCUGUCAUAGCCCUUGUUCAUUUUACAUCACAUGCCUUCAGCAUCACCAUUGACCCUGCAGACAGUAAUGUGCGAGCCAAAAAUGUGCAGGGUCCAUUGCCCCCCUUUGACCGCAACAAGCAUGCUCAUGUGAUUGAGAAUCAGUUCUGCUACAUCUGUGAAGUUAAAGUUGGAAACAGAUCAAAGCACUGCAGCACAUGUAACAAAUGCAUUGAAAAGUUUGACCACCACUGCAAGUGGCUGAACAAUUGUGUCGGCAUUAGAAAUUAUAGGUACUUUGCAGGGUGUGUUGCCAGUGCCCUGGCAGCCUGCCUUCUCACCUUUUUUCUCUCAACUGGUCUAAUCGUUGCCUAUUUCACCAAGAGCAGUUGGCUACAUCAGUCUCCAGUACCAAUAAAUGGGAACACGACUCUGCCCAAUGCUGAUACAGAAGAAAAGGGAGGUGUUUUCCGGGUUUUUGUGCCUGUGGACAAAACAGUGUGGCUGCUGAUGGUGGAGGUGUGUGCUGCAUUGUCCCUUUUAGCCAUUGCUCUUCUCAGUCACCUUCUGGGUUUCCACCUGUUCCUUGCUUUCAAGGGGUUGUCGACCUACGAUUAUAUCAUGCUCAAGCGAAGUGCUUUAUUUCAUGGAGCAGCAACUGAUGGCACAAAAAACAUUUUCCUGAAGUGGUGCAAGUCUAAGGCCAAUCAAGUUUCUCCGGCGCAGAACCAGAAUAAGGCUGCGUUAACCAGAAGAAAUGAAAUGCUUGAACUGAAUGGUAGCAGUGCAAACAAGGCAGACCCUGAAAAUGGAGCUCGGAAAGAUGAACGCACUAACAAUGUCUUGUGCCCAGGAGAUGUCUACGUCAGCAGUCCAUCUCACCAGCGAUACAUUCUGAAGGAGAUACAGAAGUCAAGGGUUAAAGUGGACCACAGGGCCAAAGUGAGCAAGGCCACCGAAGUAUGCGAGCACGGCAGCCGUGCCCCAGUGGUGGGCAUUGCCCAGCCAGGUAGCGACUGUGCUCGGGGUCAUCACAUGGACGGGGUCAGGCUGUGAGAGCGUGCAUGUUUGCACUGCACCUACUGCACUCCAGGCCUGUCCAGGUCAGCCUCUGCUGCACAAACACCUCACACGCUUCUAUGUCAAGCCGGCUGGGAUCCGCGGGGAUGCCGGCCGACUACGCUUUGCUUCAGCCUUGCACUUGCGAGCCUCUUAAUGGUGGACCUUUUGAAAUGCCCUGGCAAGUUCACCUCUACUGGUGUAGGACUGCUGUGUCUGGUGCUAGAAGCUAGAUCAGUCCCUGCUCUGGUGUAAUUGCACUAGGAGCUUCACUUAUAAAAUUAUGGUUGAAGUUAUUUUUCUAUUUAAUACGGUAAUUUUUUAGUUUGUACGCAUA